Molecule: messenger RNA, 2382 nt
Organism: Mycena indigotica
Lineage: Eukaryota; Fungi; Basidiomycota; Agaricomycetes; Agaricales; Mycenaceae
Product: Cytochrome P450
Exons: 7
Coding region: 73-2382 (769 amino acids)
Molecular function (GO): monooxygenase activity; oxidoreductase activity, acting on paired donors, with incorporation or reduction of molecular oxygen; heme binding
Source: RefSeq, a predicted model, not a curated record
CACUUAUGGCUUUCAUCAGGAAAAUGUCGGGUUUCACUCUCGCCUCGAUCCCCUGUGAAGCAGUUGCUGGACAUGCUUGAGUCUGCCCAUCUUUCGACUGCUGCUAUCGCUUUCGCGACAUUAUACCUCAUCUUCUACCGUCUCCAGUCAAGAAAAGUCCAUUCCGAUGAGCCUCCAAUCAUAGCCCCUGCAAUUCCCUUCGUUGGGCACUUGCUGGGCAUGCUUUUCCAGGGUGGCCGAUACAUCAAGGGCAUUGGCAUCCGAAACCACGACAAACCCAUCUUCACCUUACCAGUUCCUUUCUCCCGCAUCUACAUUGUUACGGACCCUUCCCUGGCCGCGGCUGUUCAGCGCGCUUCCAGAGUCAUGUCUUUCACCGAACUCGUUCCGGAUAUUACGAAGCGUGUCCUGGGGCUGGAUGACACGACGGUCGCCAUCGUCCGUCAAAAUCUUGACCCAGAACCAGGAGACCCAAGAGGCUUCCUAGCAGACACGCACGACAUGAUUUACACAUAUCUUGGUCCAGGAGAGGACCUCAACGAAAUGAGCAUCGGCGCUGCACGAGAAUUGUCCAAGCAGGUCAACGAGUUCGCAGACCAACUUGGAGAAGACACGAAGCAGGUCGAUUUGCUUAUUUGGGUCCGCCACUUUGUGGCAAUUGCAACUGCACAGUUCUUGUACGGCUCGCAAAACCCCCUUGCCCUCCGUUCAGAGCUUGAAGAUGCCUUUUGGGACUUUGAUCAUGGGUUAGGAUCGCUGCUUAUGGGCGUCGCACCCUCUAUCACUGCCCGCAAACCGUAUCUUGGUCGAGAAGCCCUUGUACGGGCCUUCAUAGAAUAUAUCGACGCUGGUAACCACGAAAAGGACGCAGCCAAGAUCAUCGCCAACCGUGUCGCGAUUACACGACAAUACGGAUGGACCACCGAUGCUGCCGCCCGCUCAGAGGUUUCUUUCCUCUUUGCUGGAAUCGUCAAUACGGCCACUACCACUUUUUGGAGCGUCUUGCAAUUAUUUUCCCGUCCAGAUUUGCUUGCUGCUGCACGGACGGAGCUAGUUGACUCCGGCGCUGUCGUAGAAGAAGAUGGAAAACGGCGAAUCAAAAUGGACAUCAUCAAAAACAACUGCCCCAUACUUCUCUCCGUAUUCCGUGAAUGCCUACGCGUUGGGUCGGAUAACUACUCGACACGACUGGUAAAGGAAGACACCGUGCUUGCUGGCAAAUACUUUUUGCGAGCUGGAAGCGUCGUGCAGAUUGCUGGCGGUGUAAUGCACGCAAACGCCAAUAUUUGGGGCUCCGAUGCUGAAGCUUUUGACCAUCGUCGUUUCCUCAAGGGUGCUCCAACCGUACAUCCAGCUGCUUUCCGUGGGUUUGGAGGAGGCAAAACAUUGUGCCCUGGUCGACACUUCGCGACAAACGAAAUUCUUGCUUUUGUUGCCAUGAUUGUGUCGACGUUCGAACUGGGACCAGUUGGUGAAAAGACUAUCCAGGUACCUGAAAAGGAUGAUGGCGUUUUACCUGUUCAUAUCCUCGAGCCAAAGCGGCCUCACACAGCUGUAAAUUCAUCAUACGAGAUUGUUGGUAUGAAGCCCGGAUCAGUGUAUGACUGUUCGGAUCAAAAUAGCAACCCAUCCCUCUUCCCUCCUUCACGCGUUCGCAUGCCGCUCAAUAUUCCUGGCAUAUUAGUCCCGCUUCAGCUCAUAUUUAAUCCGCGCAUUGCUCUGCCCAACCUAACCGUCAAAGACAUUCGCCACCUUGACUUCCCUGCCCUGAAAAAAGCCGGCUAUCGUGGCGCUGUAUUCGAUAAAGACAACUGUCUGACCAUUCCUCAUCGUGACGAACUCGUUCCCGAACUUCAAGAGGCUUGGGAAGAUUGCCGGAGAACCUUCGGCGACGCCAAUGUCCUCAUUGUAAGCAACUCCGCUGGGAGUAGGUCAGACGCAGGAGGUAUCCAGGCAGAAUCUGUUCAGCGCCAUCUUCAAGCUCCCGUUCUUUUCCAUCGUACCCCAAAGCCGGGGUACUCCUGCAUCAAGGCUAUCCAGCGAUACUUCAGCUCCCUACACAGUCCCAUACGGAGCGAUGAGCUCAUAAUCGUCGGCGACCGCAUCUUCACCGACGUCGUCAUGGCCAAUCGACUGCGGAGUCUAAAUCGAGAAGCGGAAAGCCUUAAAUCCGGGGAGAUCAGCAAGACCAACAGUGGUGGCCCUCUAGCGAUAUGGACGACAGGAGUGUGGAAACGAGAAGCGACACUGAUGCGUUGGUGUGAAGCAAAGCUAGUCGAUUGGCUUUGUCGGAGUGCAACGAACGAGGCUGAAGAGAAUACUGCUUAUAUCAAGCCUUGGCUACCACCACCAGUCCCGAAACCAAAAUGGAAAUUUUGGUAG